AUGAAACUGCCGAAUCUCGUGGCCUAUGCGCUGUGCCUGUCGCUCAGCGCGGCGAAGGUCAUUCCUGAUGACGUCCCGGAUCCGAAUGGCAGUGCCGUGCGGCACCAUCUCAUGGCUCGAUCGGCCAUGAUCACCAUUGAAAAGCGGCAGCGACAAGAUCACGAGUUCCGCCAGAACCUGUCGACAGUCGCUCGACAGGCAGAUGUCAUCGUCCAGGCAAUCCGGCAGGAGGAGAUUGACGACUAUUGGCGGCAGUAUGGCACGUUUGAGCAUCCAGAGGACGAGCGUUUCGCCGGGGAGAUGUUCCCUCUGGCGCGGCCAUACAUCAAUUCCACGAAGCUCUGGAGGAUUGUCAAGCGCAUGCCCAAGGGUGCGCUGCUACAUGCACACUUGUCGGCCAUGCUGCCAUUUGGAGCCAUUCUUGAAACCAUUCUCGCGACCGAAGGCAUGGUCAUUUCCACGUCGCAACCGAUUCUGGAUGAGCAGAGCGCAGAAAAUGCCACGGUCGCUUUUGCCCAUGUCAACACGACCAUAAACACCUCGGCUGAAACGAUCUCCUCGGCCAAUUACGUUCCCAACACCCAGGUUUCGGUCUAA
This is a messenger RNA of Aspergillus thermomutatus, 597 nucleotides long. RefSeq lists its product as uncharacterized. The transcript is spliced from 2 exons. Bases 1 to 597 code for a protein of 198 amino acids. Lineage: Eukaryota; Fungi; Ascomycota; Eurotiomycetes; Eurotiales; Aspergillaceae. The record is from RefSeq and is a predicted model, not a curated record.